Messenger RNA from Phodopus roborovskii (desert hamster), 931 nucleotides. RefSeq names its product peroxisomal membrane protein 2 (gene Pxmp2). Lineage: Eukaryota; Metazoa; Chordata; Mammalia; Rodentia; Cricetidae. Bases 108 to 692 code for a protein of 194 amino acids. Gene Ontology annotation, cellular component: cytoplasm; membrane. The record is from RefSeq and is a predicted model, not a curated record. The transcript has 5 exons.
GCAGGAAAUGUCAGGCCGUCCCCGCCCUGUGCCCGGUGUCCCGGGCCGGAUGCCCGACUGGCCAGCUGUUGGGUGGGCGCCCGGGGCUACUCAGAGCUGGGACGGCGAUGGCACCUGCCGCGUCAAGACUGCGGGCGGAAUCCGAGCUCCCGUCGCUCCCGCGGCGAGCGCUCGCCCAGUACUUGCUGCUCCUGAAGCUCUAUCCGGUGUUCACCAAAGCAGUCAGCAGUGGCAUUUUGUCAGCCCUUGGGAACCUUCUGGCCCAAACGAUUGAGAAGAAACAGAAAAACGAUUCUCAAAGUCUAGAUAUCAGUGGGCUUCUCCGGUAUUUAGUUUAUGGGUUCUUUGUCACAGGUCCACUGAGUCACUAUUUCUACCUCUUCAUGGAGUACUGGAUCCCUCCUGAGGUUCCCUUGGCAACUGUCAAGAGGCUGCUGCUGGAUCGCCUGCUCUUUGCACCAACCUUUCUGCUGCUGUUCUUUCUCAUCAUGAACUUGUUGGAGGGGAAAGAUGUCAGUGCCUUCACUACCAAGAUGAGGAGUGGCUUCUGGCCUGCACUGCAAAUGAACUGGAGGAUGUGGACGCCCUUGCAGUUCAUUAAUAUCAAUUAUGUGCCCCUGCAGUUCCGGGUGCUCUUUGCCAACAUGGCAGCUCUGUUCUGGUAUGCCUACCUGGCCUCUCUGAGGAAGUGAUGUCAGAUACACCGUGGAUAAGAUCUGGGUGAAUCUACCCACCAGCAGGAGAAACAGAAUCCAUCAUUCAGGACAUUAUCUGACUAAAUUAUGUGAUUCAAGAUGCCUUAAAAUUAUAGAGAAAGGAAUGUGUUAGUGUCAGAAUCUCGUGUAGAGACAACAUUAGACUCAGAAAGUAGAUAAUCUUAGCUGUCAUUGUAAACAAGGUAAAGGUCAAUAAACAGUGAUGCAGCUGCUUC